Tauraco erythrolophus (red-crested turaco) is the source of this 614-nucleotide messenger RNA. NCBI's taxonomy places the organism in Eukaryota, Metazoa, Chordata, Aves, Musophagiformes, Musophagidae. The record is from RefSeq and is a predicted model, not a curated record.
GCCACAGGGUGUGUGGUCAGAGCAGAGGGGCUGCAUGUCAACCAGGGCAGGGUCACUGUCACCUUGGACUCACAACAACCGUGGCUGCUGCAGGGCUGGACCAUGAGCUAGCUUUCUCCAAGAUCAUCGUGGAGCUGCGAAAGAAGCACCCAGGCCAUAUCCUACCGGAUGAGGACCUGCAGUGGGUGUUCGUGAACGCAGGCGGGUGGAUGGGUUCCAUGUGCCUCCUGCAUGCCUCGCUCACUGAGUACGUGCUGCUCUUUGGGACAGCCGUCGACACCGGCGGCCACUCAGGUCGGUACUGGGCAGAUAUUUCCGACACUGUCAUCUCGGGGACCUUCCGGCAGUGGAAGGAGGGGACCACCAGAAGUGAGAUCUACUAUCCAGGGGACACCAUUGUGCAUCAGGCAGGAGAGGCCACAUCAGUGCAGUGGAGCGCGGGCACCUGGAUGGUGGAGUAUGGCCGGGGCUUCAUCCCCUCCACGCUCGCCUUCGCCCUGGCUGACACCCUCUUCAGCACUCAGGACUUUGUCACCUUCUUUUACACCCUGCGCGUCUACGCCAAGGGCCUGCUCCUGGAAGCCAGUGCCUUCUUCAGCACCUUGGGCUGCUGA